Molecule: messenger RNA, 2019 nt
Organism: Hevea brasiliensis (rubber tree)
Lineage: Eukaryota; Viridiplantae; Streptophyta; Magnoliopsida; Malpighiales; Euphorbiaceae
Exons: 2
Coding region: 1-2019 (672 amino acids)
Source: RefSeq, a predicted model, not a curated record
AUGAUGAAGGUAAGCGUAGAUGCAAGGCACCAAUAUUUGGAAUAUCUUGGGGAGGCGUUGAGCGAUCUGCCGGGCCGUCGGGGAGCAAGCGGGAGGCCAGGCCUUUGCCACGGGCCGUCGGGGGCAAGCCCAGGAGGCAGGCGCGCCACGGGCCGUCGGGGCAAGCGGGAGGCCCAGGCCUUGCCACGGGCCUGUCGGGGGCAACAGCGGGAGGCCCAGGCCUUUGCCACGGGCCGUCGGGGGCAAGCGGGAGGCAGGCAGCGCCACGGGCCGUCGGGGCAAGCCCAGGAGGCAGGCAGCGCCACGGGCUGUCGGGAACAGCGGGAGGGCCAGGCCUUUGCCACGGGCCGUCGGGGGCAAGCUGGGAGGCAGGCGCACUGCGGGCCAAUCGAAGGAGCAAGCCCCAGGAGGCAGGCACUUGCCACGGGCCGUCGGGGGCAGCGGGAGGCAGGCACUGCCACGGGCCGUCGGGGGCAAGCCCGGGAGGCAGGCAGCGCCACGGGCCGUCGGGGGCAAGCCCCGGGAGGCAGGCACUGCCACGGGCCAAUCGAGAGCAAGCGGGAGGCAGGCGCUGCCACGGGCCGUCGGGGGCAGCGGGAGGCCCGGAGCAGCGCCACGGGCCGUCGGGGCAAGCGGGAGGCAGGCACUGCCACGGGCCGUCGGGGAGCAAGCGGGAGGCCAGGCCUUGCCACGGGCCGUCGGGGGCAAGCCCAGGAGGCAGGCACUGCCACGGGCCAAUCGGGGGAGCAAGCUGGGAGGCCUUUGGGCAACUGCCACGGGCCGUCGAGGGCAAGCGGGAGGCAGGCCUUUGCCACGGGCCGUCGGGAACAGCGGGAGGCAGGCACUGCCCGUCGGGGGCAAGCCCAGGAGGCAGGCCUUUGCCACGGGCCGUCGGGGGCAAGCGGGAGGCAGAGCCUUUGCCGCAGGCAAUCGGGGAACAGCGGGAGGCAGGCACUGCCACGGGCCGUCGGGGGCAAGCGGGAGGCAGGCACUGCCACGGGCCGUCGGGGCAAGCCCGGGAGGCAGGCAGCGCCACGGGCCGUCGGGGCAAGCCCAGGGAGGCAGGCCUUUGCCACGGGCCGUCGAGGGGCAGCGGGAGGCCAGGCAACGCCACGGGCCGUCGGGGGCAAGCCCAGGAGGCAGGCAGCGCCACGGGCCGUCGGGGGCAAGCGGGAGGCAGGGCCUUGCCACGGGCCCGUCGGGGCAGCCCCAGGAGGCAGGAGCGCGCCACGGGCCGUCGGGGCAAGCGGGAGGCAGCAGGCCUUUGCCACGGGCCCGUCGGGAACAAGCCCAGGAGGCAGGCCUUUGCCACGGGCCGUCGGGAGCAAGCCCGGGAGGCAGCGGGCAGCGCCACGGGCCGUCGGGGGCAAGCCCAGGAGGCAGGCAGCCGCCACGGGCCGUCGGGGGCAAGCGGGAGGCAGGCCUUUGCCACGCGGGCCGUCGGGGAGCAAGCCCAGGAGGCAGGCAGCGCCACGGGCCCGUCGGGGGGCAAGCGGGAGGCAGCGGGCCUUUGCCACGGGCCGUCGGGGAGCAAGCCCAGGAGGCAGGCGCGCCCGCCACGGGCCGUCGGGGGCAGCCCAGGAGGCAGGCACUGCCACGGGCCGUCGGGGGCAAGCGGGAGGCAGGCAGCGCCACGGGCCGUCGGGGGCAAGCGGGAGGCAGGCCUUGCAGCCACGGGCUGUCGAGAGGGCAGCCCCAGGAGGCAGGCCUUUGCCACGGGCCGUCGAGAGGAGGCAGGAGCCCGGAGGCAGCUGCCACGGGCCGUCGGGAGCAAGCGGGAGGCAGGCAACUGCCACGUCGAGGCAGCCCCGGAAGGGCCUUUGCCAGGAGGCAGGCCUUUGCCACGGGCCAAUCGAGGAGCAAGUGGGAGGCAGGCCAGCGCCACGGGCUGUCGGGGAGCAAGCGGGAGGCAGGCACGCCGCGGGCUCGUCGGGGGCAAGCCCGGGAGGCAGCGGGCAUCCUUUGCCACGGGCACAUUUUGGACUUAGGAAAGGGAUGGUGCGGGCGCUUGACCUUUAA